Molecule: messenger RNA, 1755 nt
Organism: Paramecium tetraurelia
Lineage: Eukaryota; Ciliophora; Oligohymenophorea; Peniculida; Parameciidae
Exons: 3
Biological process (GO): autophagosome organization; autophagy; protein autophosphorylation
Cellular component (GO): autophagosome; cytoplasm
Molecular function (GO): protein serine/threonine kinase activity; ATP binding
Source: RefSeq, a predicted model, not a curated record
AUGAAAUCUCGCUACAUUCAGAUUGAUAAAUAUAUGAUAGACACCCAAAAAUAAUUGGGCAAAGGAAAUUGCGGAACUGUUUAUUUGGGAUUCUAUGCUAAAGGAACUGGAGACGAAAAAAUCUUUUUAGCCAUUAAGGAAAUACCUGUAAAAGCUUCACCUGAAGUAACGGUAUCGCUUUUACAGGAAAUCAAUGUGUUGAGAAAAAUAAAUCACUCAAAUAUUGUAGGCUUUAUAGAUGCAAAAAAAAAUGAAGAAUUUAUGUAUUUGGUUACGGAAUACUGUAAUCAAGGAGCAUUAGAUGAUUUUAUUUUGAAUCACAAUCUCUCAGAAGAAGAUGUCGUUGUAUUUUUCAGAUAAAUUGCAGCAGCUUUCAAAUAUUUAGUCAGCAAAAAGAUUAUUCAUAGAGACAUUAAACCAUAGAAUUUACUAUUACAUAAUGGAUAAGUAAAAGUCGCUGAUUUUGGAUUGGCUAAGGUCAUGGAUCAAUCGAAUUAGAGUGGAAAAUUUUAAACUUUUAGUGGUACUCCAGUUUUCAUGUCUCCCCAAAUAAUUAAAUAAGAAUCCUAUAAUAGUUUAAGUGAUAUGUGGUCCUUGGGAGUUACAUUCUAUUUUAUGUUAUUUAGAGAGUAUCCAUGGGAGGAGGUCAACCCAUUGAAAUUAUUAAAGAAGAUUCAAUAAAAAAUUGACAAUCUCAUUCCAGAAGGGUGUACACUGUCAGAACCCACUAAGGAUUUGUUAAGAAGAAUGUUGGUAAUAGAUGAAAACAACAGAAUUUCAUGGUAGGAUUUCUUCAAUCAUAAAGCAAUCAAAAUUGAACAGGAUCCAUAAUACACAUUAUCAACAUAAGAUUCAGUUGAGGAUUUGACAUUGAAUAAUUUUGUACUUUAAAGUGGAAGUCUUAGUUUAUCAGACAAGGAACAGGAUGAAAUGUAAGAAUAUGGAAGAAGAUAAACAUUGAAUUACUUGGCACAUUAAAAUAUUUUGAAUAGAGCCAGAAAAGCUAAAGAUCAUCUAGAAUUUGAAAAAUCGAUUGGAUAUUAUUUCCUAUAAGUGGCCAAGGAGUUGGAAAGUUAAAAAAAAAUUGAUUCUGUUAAUCUGAUACCUGAAGAUUUAUAUAUCAAAUGCAUGUUUCUUCUUUACAAAAGAAUUUACUGUGUUUUUUCAUCCUUAAAUUAGAUGCUAUUGUUUGAUUGUAAUGAGGCUGGCAUCAUUGAAAUUGAUCCCCAAGAUUGGCUAGAAUUGAUGACAUCUGAAUAUCACUAAAAUGAUUUAUAAAAAAUUAGAUAGAGUACUUAAAGGGAUUUUGAUAUUUCUAGAAAAGAAUUCAUCAAAUGGAAAGAGUAACUAUAUGAUGCCUAAUUUCAAUUGGAAAAGUUCUCUAUCAUAGAGAGAGGAGAUGCUUACAAGGAUAACAGUAUUGAAGAAAAUGAAUACUUGAUUAUGGCGAUAAAUGAUAAUUUUAAAGAAUUGUUUUUAAUUUUAGCUCAGCAAUUAGAACCCAUUUAUCAAUAGAUUUUAGAAACUCAAAAGCCUAUUAAUAAACACCAAAUAUACAAUGAAAAGAAGAUAGAUACAAUAUUUGUAUACGAUCUAAUAAUAUUCUUAUGUUUCAGAAAUAUUGUCAAAAAACCAUAAAUGGAUUGUUGCAUACAAAUUAAUUUUUAGAAAUACUAUGAAGAUAGGAAAAGAAUUGAGGAAAUAGAAAUCUUGCAUAGAAUUUAGAAGUAGUAUCAAGCUUGGAAAAAACAUUGA